AUGAGUGUGGGUUUUUCAAAUUCUCCUUUCCCUGUUAUUGAUCCCUCCGAUUUCAACCAAAACAUGUCUCUCAGGCCAAAUGCCAGAACCGAGGUUCGCCGCAACCGUUACAAGGUUGCAGUUGAUGCUGACGAGGGUCGUCGGCGAAGAGAGGAUAAUAUGGUCGAGAUCCGAAAGAGCAAGCGCGAAGAGAGCUUGCAGAAGAAGCGUCGUGAAGGUCUCCAAGCUCAACCACAGUUUCCGGCUCCUCUUCAGACUUCCACUGUCGACAAGAAGCUAGAGAGUCUUCCUGCGAUGGUUGCUGGAGUUUGGUCGGAUGAUAAUACUCUUCAACUUGAAGCCACCACGCAAUUUCGCAAGCUGCUUUCGAUUGAACGGAGCCCUCCGAUUGAGGAAGUCAUUCAAGCUGGUGUUGUUCCUCGUUUUGUUGAGUUUCUUGUCAGGGAGGAUUUCCCUCAACUUCAGUUUGAGGCUGCGUGGGCUCUAACAAACAUUGCAUCUGGGACUUCUGAGAACACUAAGGUGGUCAUUGAGCAUGGAGCGGUUCCGAUAUUUGUCAAGCUGCUUAGUUCGCCUAGUGAUGAUGUUCGGGAGCAGGCAGUUUGGGCUUUGGGAAAUGUUGCCGGUGACUCCCCUAGGUGUCGAGAUCUGGUGCUCAGCCAUGGCGCCCUCACCCCACUAUUGGCCCAGUUGAAUGAGCAUGCAAAACUUUCAAUGUUGAGAAAUGCCACGUGGACAUUAUCUAACUUUUGUAGGGGUAAACCACAACCUCCAUUUGAGCAGGUGAGACCAGCACUUCCAGCACUUGAGCGCUUGAUCUUCUCCAAUGAUGAAGAGGUUUUGACAGAUGCUUGUUGGGCAUUAUCAUAUCUUUCUGAUGGCACAAAUGACAAAAUUCAAGCAGUUAUCGAGGCAGGUGUAUGUCCCAGAUUGGUGCAGCUGCUCACUCACCCAUCUCCCUCAGUGCUGAUUCCUGCUCUUCGAACUGUGGGAAAUAUUGUGACUGGAGAUGACAUACAGACUCAGUCUAUUAUCAAUCAUGGUGCGCUCCCUUGCCUUUUGAACCUGUUGACAAAUAAUCAUAAAAAAAGCAUCAAGAAAGAAGCUUGUUGGACUAUAUCAAACAUUACUGCUGGAAAUAAGGAACAGAUACAGGCUGUUAUUGAAGCUGGUCUAGUUAUUCCGCUUGUCAAUCUUCUUCAAAAUGCUGAGUUUGACAUUAAAAAGGAAGCUGCCUGGGCAAUUUCAAAUGCUACAUCUGGCGGAACUCAUGACCAGAUUAAGUACUUGGUGAAUCAGGGUUGCAUAAAGCCUCUUUGUGAUCUUCUUGGUUGCCCGGACCCAAGAAUUGUCACUGUCUGUUUAGAAGGCCUAGAGAAUAUUCUGAAGGUUGGAGAAGCUGAGAAGAGCCUAGGUAACUCUGGAGAUGUCAACUUGUAUGCGCAGAUGAUAGAUGAUGCUGAGGGAUUGGAGAAGAUUGAAAACCUCCAGAGUCAUGACAACAACGAAAUAUAUGAAAAGGCUGUCAAAAUUCUUGAAACAUACUGGUUGGAAGAUGAAGAUGAGACACUACCUUCAGGAGAUGGUGCUCAACAUGGUUUUGCUUUUGGAAGUGAGCUCCCAGUCCCAUCUGGUGGAUUCAACUUCAGCUGA
Messenger RNA from Sphenostylis stenocarpa, 1653 nucleotides. NCBI's taxonomy places the organism in Eukaryota, Viridiplantae, Streptophyta, Magnoliopsida, Fabales, Fabaceae. The record is from the annotation of a GenBank genome assembly.